CAGCAGCACGCGCAAAGAGAGGAUGUGCGAGCCAGUGACUUUAACGGUGUGUUAAGUUGUCAACUCGAGUUAUGAAUGCUUUGUGUGAAAACACUGCUCGCGAUCCUCCUCCGCCGCCGCUGCUGCUUCUGCUGUUGUGAUGAUGGAGAGGCGGUGCGUGUCAGAGCGGGGCGGCUAGAGGCCCAGCAAAGCCCCGCGCUGGAUUUACUACCCUGACCGAGCGACUGAACACCAACAGCGGAUUACCUCACAACAACUCAUCGUAUAAUUUAGUGGAUCUGACGAGAAGUUAUAAAGCAAACGGAUCAGAUGGAGGUCUGAGCUAUGAUGGACAUUUACUUUUACAAGUGCCCCUAACAUCACAAUAAGGAGAAACAGCGGUUGGAGAUUUUUCUUCCCCAUUAAAGACUGUGAGGACUUCACAUCAUGCCUCCAAGACCCUCCUCGGGAGAACUAUGGGGCAUCCAUUUGAUGCCCCCCAGGAUUCUGGUGGACUGUCUUCUGCCCAAUGGCAUGAUCCUGACACUAGAAUGCCUCCGGGAGGCCACUCUCAUCACAAUCAAACAUGAACUGUUUAAGGAGGCUAGGAAGUACCCCCUCCACCACCUGCUGCAGGAGGAGACCUCCUAUAUUUUCGUCAGUGUGACGCAAGAGGCAGAGCGUGAGGAGUUCUACGAUGAGACGAGAAGACUUUGCGACCUUCGGCUAUUCCAGCCCUUCCUAAAGGUCAUAGAACCUGUAGGGAACAGAGAGGAAAAAAUCCUCAACAGAGAAAUCGGUUUUGCCAUUGGCAUGCCGGUGUGCGAGUUUGAUUUAGUGAAGGAUCCUGAGGUGCAAGAUUUUAGGAGAAAUAUUCUUAAUGUCUGCAAAGACUCAGUAGAGCUGCGAGAUGCCAGUGGGCCACACAGUCGAGCGCUGUACGUUUACCCUCCUAACGUGGAGUCUUCACCAGAGCUUCCAAAGCAUAUAUAUGGCAAAUUAGACAAAGGUCAAAUCAUUGUGGUUAUCUGGGUGAUUGUUUCUCCCAACAACGACAAGCAGAAGUACACACUUAAGAUCAAUCACGACUGCGUACCUGAGCAGGUGAUCGCCGAAGCCAUCAGGAAGAAGACAAGGAGCAUGCUACUGUCAGCCGAACAGCUAAAGAUGUGCGUGCAAGAAUAUCAGGGCAAAUACAUCCUGAAAGUCUGUGGCUGUGAUGAGUAUCUGUUGGAAAAGUACCCCAUCAGUCAGUACAAGUAUGUACGGAGUUGCAUUAUGCUGGCUCGGUUGCCGAACCUCAUGCUUAUGUCCAAGGACAGCCUUUACUCUCAGCUGCCUAUGGAUAACUUCACCAUGCCCUCCUACGCCCGCCGGAUCUCCACCGCCACGCCUUACAUGAACGGAGAGGCCUCCACCAAAUCACUCUGGACCAUUAACAGUACUCUGAGGAUACGGGUCCUCUGCGCCACAUACGUUAAUGUGAAUAUUCGGGACAUUGACAAGAUUUAUGUGCGGACAGGGAUCUAUCAUGGUGGAGAACAGUUGUGUGAUAAUGUCAACACACAGCGCGUGCCGUGUUCAAACCCAAGGUGGAACGAGUGGCUGACCUAUGACAUGUACAUUCCCGACAUCCCCCGGGCGGCUCGCCUCUGUCUCUCCAUCUGCUCGGUGAAAGGAAGGAAGGGGGCAAAAGAGGAGCACUGUCCACUGGCUUGGGGAAAUGUCAACCUGUUUGACUAUACACACACACUGGUCUCAGGAAAGAUGGCACUGAACCUGUGGCCAGUACCACACGGCCUAGAAGACCUCCUCAACCCUAUUGGGGUCACGGGCUCCAACCCAAAUAAGGAAACCCCAUGUCUAGAGCUGGAGUUUGACCACUUCAGCUCACCAGUUAAGUACCCUGACAUGGCCACGAUUGAGGAUCACGCUAACUGGAUAAUAUCCAGGGAGAUGGGAUACAAUUACUGCCAGUCUGGACAGAGCAGCAGACUGGCCCGAGACCAUGCCAUGACGGAGGCAGAUAUAGAGCAACUUCGUCAGCUGAGCAACAGGGACCCACUUUCUGAGAUCACGGAGCAGGAAAAAGACUUCUUAUGGAGACACAGGCAGUAUUGUGUAAAUAUUCCAGAAAUCCUGCCAAAGAUUCUCCUGGCAGUGAAAUGGAAUUCCAGGGAUGAAAUUGCACAGAUGUAUUGUCUUCUUAAAGACUGGCCCGCAAUAAAGCCGGAACAAGCCAUGGAGUUGCUUGACUGUAACUAUCCUGAUCCAAUGAUCCGAGACUUUGCAGUCCGGUGCCUUGAGAAGUAUCUGACUGAUGACAAACUCUCGCAGUACCUCAUUCAGCUGGUCCAGGUUUUAAAGUAUGAGCAGUAUCUUGAUAAUCCACUGGUGCGAUUUCUGCUGAAAAAAGCUCUUACCAACCAGAGGAUUGGGCACUUCUUCUUUUGGCAUUUGAAGUCAGAAAUGCACAAUAAAACAGUAAGUCAACGGUUUGGUCUGCUGCUGGAGUCGUACUGUCGGGCAUGUGGCAUGUACCUGAAGCACCUGAGCAGACAGGUGGAAGCCAUGGAGAAGCUCAUCAACCUCACAGACAUUCUCAAACAGGAGAAGAAGGAUGAAACUCAGAAGGUGCAAAUGAAGUUCCUGGUAGAGCAGAUGAGGCGACCGGACUACAUGGAUGCACUCCAAAAUUUCACCUCUCCACUUAACCCUGCCCACCAGCUGGGUAACCUACGACUUGAAGACUGCAGAAUCAUGUCCUCUGCCAAGAGACCGCUCUGGCUGAACUGGGAAAAUCCUGACAUCAUGUCCGAACUUCUCUUCCAAAACAAUGAGAUCAUCUUCAAAAACGGGGAUGACCUGCGGCAAGACAUGUUGACCCUUCAGAUCAUCAGAAUAAUGGAGAACAUCUGGCAAAAUCAGGGGCUGGACUUGAGAAUGCUCCCCUAUGGCUGCUUGUCUAUUGGAGACUGCGUGGGUCUCAUCGAGGUUGUGAGAAGUUCCCACACCAUCAUGCAGAUUCAAUGUAAAGGAGGUCUAAAAGGGGCGCUGCAGUUUAACAGUACAACACUGCAUCAGUGGCUAAAGGACAAGAACAGGGGCGAGAUGUACGACAUGGCCAUCGACUUGUUUACACGAUCCUGCGCUGGCUAUUGUGUGGCCACUUUCAUUCUGGGCAUCGGUGACCGACACAACAGUAACAUCAUGGUGAAGGAUGAUGGGCAGCUGUUUCAUAUAGAUUUUGGUCACUUUUUGGACCACAAGAAGAAGAAGUUUGGUUAUAAGCGAGAGCGAGUGCCUUUCGUCUUAACUCAAGACUUCUUAAUUGUGAUCAGCAAAGGAGGAACCCAAGAGUGCACUAAAACCAGAGAGUUUGAGAGGUUCCAGGAGAUGUGCUACAAGGCUUACUUGGCUAUCAGACAGCAUGCCAACCUUUUCAUAAAUCUCUUCUCCAUGAUGCUGGGCUCAGGCAUGCCAGAGCUGCAGUCCUUUGAUGACAUCGCUUACAUCAGAAAGACCCUGGCGUUGGACAAAACUGAGCAGGAGGCCCUAGACUAUUUCAUGAAGCAAAUGAAUGACGCUCACCAUGGUGGAUGGACCACAAAGAUGGACUGGAUCUUUCACACCAUCCGACACCACGCCCAAAACUGAGCCCACACGGAUCUCAGCCCACUGGUGGAAUUUGGGGCCGGGUAACAGGCAGAAACAAGACCCUUUUUGUCGGACGCACUGCCUGAUUUAUGCCAUGGAGAAUCAUAGCACCCAAACCUCAUGUACAAAUGACCUUCAGAGCACUAAAACAACCUGGAAGGAUGUAAUUUUGUGUCCUCUUGUUUAUUUUUCUUUUCCCCAUGUGAGGCAUAUCUUGCCUAUCAUCGUCCGGAAUGGUUGUACGUUUUAGCUGUAGUUUUGUCCCGGUUUUUUUCUCUCGCCACUUUGUGCUGCUCUUUUCCUGGAGAGUCAAUUCUUCUUCUUAUUAAUAUAUAUCUUUUUUUUUUUCAGUGGAAAACAAAUCAUUGAAGACAAAAAAAAAAAAAGUUCUGCACUCUUCAGGAGCUUUUGUGGGGAUGUUCAUGUCUUCCUGUUUAAAACUACAAAUGCCUUCUAAUAUGCACGGAACCUCUGAGAACACUAGAAAAACAGGGUAUGAAGCUUUCUGGUCUGCUACCUGGCCUUUCCUCUCAAAACCAACACUAACCCUCCCGAAAGGCAGCCCGAGGCGUAGCAGUAUGAAUCUGAUGGUGCUGAUUUUCGAAAUUGCGCUCCUGUUCUUUGAGUUCUGUUGGUUUGUAAUAGAUGGAUGAUAAGGUUUCGUUCUCUUUUCUUCCUUAUAUGCACAGCGAGCUAAAAUGAUAGCCUGAAUACCUUAUUAUGCACUGGACGUGAAUAUUUUUAUUUCCUUUUUAUUGCGAACCCACGUUUUGGCCUCAGAGUAGCAAUACAUGGGUCUCGUACUCCUUAUACAAACGUUUCAGAGACAUCGGUAAUGACAUGGUUUGUGUUCUCAAUAUGCACUACACAAUAACAGCACAGGUUUCAUGACAGAAAUAACUAGAACUAUGAAUUAGGGUUACGUUAUUGGUAUUUUGAGGCCAGUACUGAUGGUGAUAAGUAAAUGAGUGCUGAUUUCUGUAAUUUUACUUUAAACACUAUUUACCCAGAAUAUUGAGUUUGAAGCAUUUAAGCAAUGUUUAUUUUUGACAAGGUUGGCAGUCAGUGGCCGAUAUAUAUCAGUUUAUCACUAAUCAGGACAUAGAGUUUCAUUUUUAUUCCUUACAGAUAAAUGAUGUUUUUUCCAGUUCCAGUGUGCAAAACAUCAUGGUAAUCCAGGUUAUCUGCUCUCUGUGUUUUCGUGGUUGUCCGGUGCGAUUGAGCUGGGUAGAUGAUAGAUUGUCCUACCAGAUGCCCUGGCAGCGUGCAGAUAUGAAGCCUUAAUGCCCUUGAAUAGUAUGAAUUGAUAUUCUUCUUCAUGUGCCCUUGCAUGCCACAGGAAAGCAAACACUUGCAUUGACGCAGAGCAGUUACGAAAGAACAAAAUAGCUUUUCUCUCCUUCAGUUGAGUAGCUGGAUCUCUGGCUACUUUAUUUCACUACGCUAAAGCUGGCAAGACCUUCUCUGUUCGCCUGACUCGUAGUUACGGUGUGAUGCAUUAAAGGGUUAGUCCACCAAAAAAAUUAUUUAUUGUUAAGGUUGGUAACAAAACAGUUUCAGUUCAUAUUGAUUUUUUAUAGAAUGGGCAAAAAAUACGAUGAAAGUCAAGGGAAACUGAAACAGCAUUGUGCAAAAUAUCUUCUUUUGUUUGAAGAAAGUCAGUCACAUUUUGGGGUUGACUAUUUCUUUAAGAAAGAUGGUGCUAUGUAUUUAAACAUAGAAAGAUUCUAUAGACGAAAUGGAUGUUUUAGACGGUGAAAUGGCUUUUAGAUGCUUCAAAUAGAUGACAGUGGUAAAAUAUCAUUUACAGAUGACACUACAGUACAGUGCAUUAUAAUGACUACACAUACAUUUGCAUACACACAUGCGUAUAUAUAUAUAUAUGACACAUUCUGUUCCCCCUCAUUGUCUCUUUAUUUUUUGAAUGUGGCGUUACAGGGCUGAGCAAACUAGAGAAAAAGAAAAUAAAGGUUGUUUUUUUUUAUUUGACAUUUUCAAAUGAACUUGCUAAUGAUCACCCUUUUGAGUCAGGUUAAGUGCCUUGUUUAGGGCCGUAAUGGCAGUCUUACGCUCGAGCUGCUCGCUUCGCCCGUUGGAUUAGCAGCUUUCUGGAUCACUUUAACAGGUCCAAUCCAAACAAAUAAUCACACAUUUAAAGAGGAAGUUCACCCAAUAAAACAUUUACUCAACCUCAUGUCAUUCCAAACCUGUCUUUCUUUUUUCUGCAGAAAACUUAGAAGAUUUUUCGAAGAGCCCAAUCGACUUAUAUUGAAAAACAAACAUUUUUCUAAAUAGAUUACAUGUUUGGAGUGACAUGAGGUAGUUGUCUUUUUCUCAUUGGACACAGAUCCAGAUUUUCUCUUUCUAUCUCUCCUCGGUUCUUGUCGGUAAAUCCAAGCCCUUGUUGUGUUUUUGCAUUACUUUAAAGCUGUGAAAAUGUACAUUUACUAAUGAGGUGCAAUCGUGCUGUUUAAAUGGCUAUAUGGCUACUGGCAGGAAACUCCUGAGCACUAUUUUUCUCACCGUUUUAUGUACAUUGUGUUUUCCUCAAAAGGAAAGUUUGUGAUCAUACUUGCAAAACCACCUGAGAUAUUAGUGAUCAGAUGAAAAUCUGAUUGAUCUCCGUAGGAAAAACUGAAGGAAACAACACUUAUUUCCAUGUUACAGUCUGACGAGGUCUUUGCAGAGCUGAAAUUCGGUAACAUCUAACAAUGCAAUCAUUGUUUUUCUACUGUUUUUAAGUUUAAAAUGGUGUCCUAAUACUUCCUAUUGUAGUAUUCCACAUUUAUGCAUUUUUUUUUUUUGUAAACGUUGUAAUUCUUAUAUGCAGUAAACAAAUGAACAGAUAUAUACUUGUUGUCAGACUGAUGUAUGCAGGUGGUUCUUGCACUUUGUAUUCCUCUGUACUUUGUUCUUUCUCUCUUUGCCUUCGGACGCUUUAGUCUCCUGCAUGUGUUUUUAACCCUACGUGCUCAUUUACUGCCUAAAACUGAGAUCAGCUACGCUUGAGCUUAGUCAUGGCAAGCAGCCUUAUGUUAGCUCUCUUAAAGCCAUUUAAUGCAUGGUUCUGUUCACUACGUGUGCUUUUGUCUGUACAGGUUACAGAUCUACUUGGGCUGGACCCGCUAAAAAGCCCAUUCACUAAUGUCUAAUGUAAUCAGCAGCUUUCUAAUUUACUUUUUAAUCAUUUAAAUAACUUGGAAACAAACUAUUGAGAUGCAGGAAUUCUUGAACCUUUUGUAUGACAAAGGAAAAUGAGAAAAAAGGAGUUAAAUGACAAUAAGUUUCAUUUGUUGUACUUGAAAAUCAUCGGUCGGAACCAUCUUUGUGUGUCGACUACAAAGCCGUCAAUGUUACAUAGCACUGAAGGUUUACCUACAUAGGCAAUUUCAUACCGAUUGUGAAUGUUUCAGUGGUUUGUUCUGGAGUCUCUUCACAGUUAGAAACUCUAAUACACCAAUAAAAAGAGAGAUCCAUUACCAUUUAAAUUCAAAGUAUAAAUUUGUUUGCUAUUAUGUGAAGUCUAAAAGAUGGAGGAUAUAAAAAAAUACCUAUUUAAUGGAAGGUCAAAGCAAUUUUUUGUUGUUGUUUUUAAAAUGCUUUGAGUGGUUACAUUUCUCUCUGUGUAUCGCUGUUGCAUUUUACUCAUUUAUGUGUUAUAAUGUCAGAAAGAUAGUUUUCUUUACUAUCCCUAUUAUACAAUUAUAUAUAGCAGGCCAAAUACAUUCUUUACCUCUUUACUACCUUGCAUGAGUUUUAAAAAAAUGGAAAAAAGAGAAGUUAAAAAAAGUUGCCCUAGCAUUUUUGUUUUGUUUUUGUAAGAUCUAAAGGGUUUUUCGGCCUACGACUGCACCCAUCACAUCUAUAAACUGCCAUCAGUUACAAAGCCUCAUCUUCAUUUCUAUUCAGUUUCAUUGUGCACCUCAGUUCAAAAGUAGCUUUGUAUCCAGUCUGUCUUCAAUAUUUUGAGUGUUAUGUGACUAUGUACAAAUAAACGUAUUUCAAGAAAAUG
Carassius gibelio (silver crucian carp) is the source of this 7648-nucleotide messenger RNA. RefSeq names its product phosphatidylinositol 4,5-bisphosphate 3-kinase catalytic subunit alpha isoform. Gene Ontology annotation, molecular function: 1-phosphatidylinositol-3-kinase activity; 1-phosphatidylinositol-4-phosphate 3-kinase activity. Gene Ontology annotation, biological process: phosphatidylinositol-mediated signaling; cell migration; phosphatidylinositol 3-kinase/protein kinase B signal transduction. Lineage: Eukaryota; Metazoa; Chordata; Actinopteri; Cypriniformes; Cyprinidae. The coding region runs from base 427 to 3636 and encodes 1069 amino acids. The record is from RefSeq and is a predicted model, not a curated record. Gene Ontology annotation, cellular component: phosphatidylinositol 3-kinase complex, class IB; cytoplasm; phosphatidylinositol 3-kinase complex, class IA. The transcript has 22 exons.